Messenger RNA from Podarcis lilfordi (Lilford's wall lizard), 17178 nucleotides. The record is from the annotation of a GenBank genome assembly. Lineage: Eukaryota; Metazoa; Chordata; Lepidosauria; Squamata; Lacertidae.
GAAACGGCACGGGGAGAAGAAGCGGGACCCGGGAGUCCCUGAGCUUCAGAAGGACCAAGCAAGAAGAGCCGUCGAAGUGCGAAGGGGAGGGAGGAGGCUGUCGGAGCCCAUCCGAGCACCAGGCCCUUUUAAGGCGGAGGGAGCAAAGGGACGCGAGGCUCCGCACUCAGCCGCUAUAUAGGUCUGCAAGAGGCGGUCCGCGCUCCUCUCCUGGCUGUGCCGCGAUCUCUGUCGUCAAGACCAGGCCGUGCUCCAGGCUUAUCUCCCGCCGUCGAUCAAAGUAAGCGGGGUGGUGGUGGCCUGAAUCCCCCCACCCACCCCAUUCCCAAAAGAAGGUCGCCGCGUGAGGCGACGGCGGUGUCCCGAGGGAUGCUGCGGGUAGAAGGGCAGAGGAGCGGCGCCGCACCUGCUUCCUCCGGGGAGCCAUGUGCCCGCCGCCGCCGCCGCCUCUUCCUCGGCUAGGUCGGGCCCCAGGCCCCGCGAAGGGUUUCCUCAGAGGCGCCGCUGACAGGAUCGGCCGCGCAGACACGCGCGCGGGUGGGUGGGGGAGGGGGCCCAGCGCCACCCGGCUGAGGAGAGGCAGGCGCGCGCGCUCGUGGGCCUAGCCAGGCCCGGUGCCCGAGCGCGUCAUUCUCAGGGCCCGGAGCCCUGGCGCCUCCCGCAGCCCCUGCCUCCCUCCCUCGAGGCCUUGCGGCUUCUCUUCCCUGCGCUCGGCUUUUCUUCUUACCGGCCUUGGCUGAGCGCAGUUCCUCGCGGGGGAGAAGGUGUGAAAGAGAAGCAAAACCACCCGAUCAUGGUGGAUGGUGGCGGUUGCUGCUGUUGCCGCCGCCCUAAUGGCGCUCAUCUUCUAACGGCUUAAGUGGCCCGUUCAACAAUGGCUCGCCUGGUCUCGGGUAUCGCCUUGUGCCGAAAGGGAAUCGGUUUAGCCUCGGCUUCCCGAAGCAGCCGGCUUUUAUCCCAGAUGCCGCUAAGAAAACAGGAGAAAUUAGACGGGAGGGGACUUAGAUCUAGGAAUUCCCAUUGUUUCAACUUAGGUUUAAAUCUUGUUUAUUGGGUUUUUACAAAUGGCGGGCCAGUGAAUGAAAACGUCGGGGAAGUUAAGCCUGCUGGCCCCCUGCACUACAGCAAAACAUGUGAUGCAAGAAGAUGCCUGCCGGUGGCCUUGAUCUAGUUCAGCCUUGCACUAAUCCUGGCAGGAGAUAAGUCCUUUUUGUUCGCAGGAGCUGAGGAAGAAAGAUAGCGGUAUCCCAGGAAAUGUUCAGUGAAUCUUUCUUUGACUCUAGCAAGCUGAAGUUCAGGACUCCAUCAUGCAGUGUCAGACUAACAGGGAUGGGGAACCUAUCAGCCUCCAGAUGCUGUAAGGCUCCCGCUCCUGCCAACAUGGCCACUGGUCAAGGAUGAUGGAAGUUGCAGUCCAACAGAAACUGGAGGACCAUAGCUUCUCGUUCUUGCUGUGUAGACAUAGCAUGUGCAGCUGAACUACACACAGUGUCUCUGCGUCACAUCUUUGCUCUUGCAAACUUGACUAGCUAGCUUUCAGGAGGUCACUAUCGCUGCCCAAUGUUUGUAGGAGGACAACAAUGUGGGGAUAUGCCUUUCAAGGUGGUCGUAAGGCUUACUGAGUUAAUUUAUACUAACCUCACUGAACACAAAGGUUCCAGGGUGGAUCACAUCAAUGUAAAAUACAACACUAAAAACAGUUUAAAAAACAAAUUAGAAUACAACUAGAGUGGGUCCUAGAAUAUAUUUAAGUGUCAACGGCUAGGAUAAAGAGAUGUGUCUUCAGCAUAAGACAAAAACAGGAUGGUGUCAGAUGCACCACUAGAAAGGGAAUGCCACAAUUUAAGGCCCACCACACUUGAACUUCUGAGGGUGCCACAGCUACCAAGAGGACCCCCUCUGCUUAUCUGAGCACCUAAGAGGAUCUGUAGGGCAAGGAGGUGGUCUUUCAGGUAGUUGGGGCCUAGUUUGGGGCUUUUAACAGCAGUGUGAGCUCCAUAAAUUAAACCUGGAAACAAAUUAGCAACUGAUGAAGUUGUAAAUGUUAGUACUGUAUCCCUGUAUGAACCCUGUAUGACAAAGAUAUUGACUUCUUGGUUUGUAUUCCAGAUGCCUGAAGAAAUCCAAACCCAGCAUGGCGAAGAGGAGGUGGAAACCUUUGCCUUCCAGGCAGAGAUUGCCCAGCUUAUGUCCCUGAUAAUCAACACCUUUUACUCCAACAAGGAAAUCUUUAUGCGGGAGAUCAUUUCCAACGCCUCUGAUGUGAGUAUGUUGACCUAGAGUUGGGAGGAAGGAGAAGAGCUGUGUGGAAGAAGGAAUAAUACUUAAAUCUAGAAUUUAAAUAAUUUAUUUAGAGUUUCCCAUUGGAACGUCAUCUAUUUCCCAAACAGUGGUGCACACUCAUUAGUUGAGCUAUCCAUAAACAUUUAAUUAAAUAGAGCAUUUAUACUGUCUAGGAGGCUACACUGUAUGCCAGCCAUUUCUUCUAGUUGCAGAACACACCUGUUCUGUCCUGAUCCCAAAAACACAAAGUAGAAGACAAUCCAAAAGCUCCAUAGCAGCAUGCCUAUGCACAUUUUUUUUGUUUAUUUAGAGACUGUUAAGUGCCCAUAGCUUUCUAGAAGCAAGGCUUGGGCAGAGCAAGCUGUUAGGACAUCUGCUUUUUCUGUUUUCGUAUUCAUAAUGUCAGUUAUGGAGUAGGUUGCAGAGUUCAAGAAGUUAAAGAAUAUGGCGGUCUUCAAAACUACUGAUCUGUGGACAAAAUGAAGCCUGCCGGGCUCCUGCUUUGCCUUGCAAGGCCCACCUGCCAUAACACGGCAUAAGGUGUGGGGCAUAGAAAGCUACAGAGGAAUAAUUGGUGCCUUAUAAUGUUUUCCUGGUUGUUUCUCUGCAAGUGGGGCUUGCCAUGGGUGUCUUUAAAACUUUGCAUCGAUGGCAGGCCCUGGGCACAAUAGUAUGGGUCUCCCAGUGAUCCACAGAAUGGCAUUUCCUGGACCAAGAGUCUUUUUUUAAAAAAAAAUAAUAUUUAUUGAGAAUUUUAAGAUUACAAAGAAAAAAAGUCAAAAAGAAAAAACAAAGCACACAAUACAUCAAAAUCAAAAAGCAAAAAUAAACAAAAAAUUUAAAAACAGAUCCAAUAUUCCCAGAUCCUUAUCUGUCAUUACCUUAUUUCAUCGACCUCCUCACACCUCCCUUUUUUGUAUUCUAGUUGUUAAUUAUCUCAGCAAAUCUUUUCCAUCUUUCACAAUGUUCUGUCAUUAAAUUACCUUAAUCUAUUUUAACCUUAUCUUACCAUAAAAAACCCUAAAACUUAAAUCUUAUUUAUACCAAAUUCUCUGAACCAUAACAUAUUCUUACAUAAUUCUUUUUAACAUUUCUGCUAAAGCCAAAUAAUUUCAUUCCAACAUUUUUCUAAUACUCAUUAAUUUUACGAUACUUUUCUAAAUGAAUUUUUAAAACUUUCUUCCAAUCUUCAUCCAUCGUCUCUUCUUCCUGGUCUCGGGUUUUGUCAGUCCUUUCUAUCCCAUCCAUCUAGUCCAUCAAUCUGGUGACCUUAUGUCCGAGGCUCUUAAGUCUCUUCCAUGUCCCUUGCGCAGGUCUUCUUCAUAUUUAUACCUGUACUUUACUUUGUCUUCUGCUCUUUUCACUCGGGGAGACUCCAGCUUGACAAUAUUUUUGUCCCUUCUCGACAAGUCAGCCUCUUUUCCAUAGUCAACACUGAAAUCCAUGUGGUAUUUAAAGGCAUGUUUCAAGGUCCCUCCAAAGUUAAAGGCCCCCACAACUCCGAGCUCCCCCCGGCCCAAAGCCAGACUUGGGUCAAAACAUCCCUGCAUAGGGGGGUCUAUCCAGCCCCCCAUCUCCAAGCCCAACUGGACUCCAUCUCUCCAAAUCUGACUUUUUCCAGGUUCAUUCGUCGAAUCCAACCACUCAUAUUCCUGCUGGGCCACAGUUCCCUCCUCCUGGAUCAAGAGUCUAGAUCCUGGUGCAUUUCAUCACUUGCUGGAGUCUAGCCCCCAGUAUCAAACCUAUAACAAACAGCAGUAUAAUAUGGAAUCUAUUGCAGAGUCCCAAACCGAUAGUAACAACAUAGUACAUAACCUUUUGUGUCAUUUGGUAAUGAUUGAUCUUGAAAAAUGUAUUUUUACAGUGGUUCUUUAUUUUUUAAUAAAUGCACCCUUUCCCUCAGUGUAUUUGAGUUUUCACAUAAUUUUAUUCAGAUUUAAUUGUCCUAUCUUUUUAGAAAGAUAAACUUGGGAUUUUUUCUUCUUCAAAUCUGAUUAAAUGAUUUCCCCUCAUCUUGGCAAUACUGAAAAAAAGGCUUAGCAGUAGGGACAAACAGAUUUGAUCAAGCCAACUGCUGGUAUUAACUAGAAGUGAGCACUCACUUUCCAUCUUUUUCUAGGUAAAGCUGGUUACCUUAGAAGUUCAGAUUGGGACAACCUUCCCAACCUGUUGCCCUUUAGAUGUUGUUGGACUCCAGCACCCAUCAGCCCCAGCCAGUGUGGCUAGUGGUCAGAGAUGAUGGGAGCUGUGGUCUAAUAACAUUGGAGGACCACAGGUUGGGGAAGCCUACACUAUAGCAUGCAAUCUCUUGAGAGUGUUAGGAAGGUAGACAGUGUGGACAGAUUCCUACAUUUAAAAACCCUGCUGGAACAAACCAAAGAUGCAUUUAGUCUGGCAUCUUGUUUUUGUCAGUGGAUAGCCAAAUGCUCUGAAGAUGCCCAAAAGAAGGGCAUGAAGACAUGUCGCCAUUGUUUGCCGGUUGCUACAGAGCAGCUGUUUGUGGUUAUAAUGGCUGAUUGUAUUCCCCUUUUAAAUCCUCUAAGCCAGUGGCGAUUGCCACACCUUAUGACGACAAAUUCUAUAAUUCUGCAUUGUGUGCUGAAAUACUUACUUGGUCCUAAAUCUGCUGCCCAAAUUUUGUUGGGUCUAGUAUUAUAUAUGAGAGAGAGAGCGCUCACACACAAUUUCCUCUUACCGUUUUUUUAGCAUCAUGAAUACUUUUAUAAAGCUCCCUCCUAUUCUCCCUUCAGAGUAGCUUGCCCAGCAGCAAUGUUGAUUGCCACUUCCUGGGAAGGACAAGGCUGGGUGCAGUGGUAGGAGUGCUGGAUUGGUUCUGCUGUGUAGCCCCAACCUCCUCACUGCCUAGCGCCUCUCCUUUCCCAUCAACGGCAACCACUGGGGGGCUCUUGCUGUUGGUGUGCCUCACCAGUUGAGCCGCUCCUACCUUCCUUAGUUUAUGAAUAAGAGAGGGAGGGAGGUCUUCAUACUCUUCCUUCCAGGAGAGCAACAACCCUGUGCCAGGUUUGCUUCUGGGACUUCGUUUAAGCAGAACCUUCUCAUGCAGAAGCAGCGUUCUGACAUGGAUUGAUCACAUUGGCUCAAUUUCUUCCUCUCACCCUCAGAAGCAGCUUUGCAGUAGGCAUGUGCUAACAAGUGCUGGGGGAACUGGUUCACCUCUCCUUCAUACUGCUCUGAGAUUUUACUCAUCCCUUUCUGAACAGGCUUUGUUCCUUCUUACGCCUCCGGCAGAGUUUUGUUUUGACGGUAUCGCUGGCUCUAGUGGGCCCCUUUAAAGUCCUACCUGGAAACAAUGAUUGGAAUAGAUUUUAGCAUGGCUCCAGUUCAAGGGUGUGGGCAAGUGUUGGCAUCACAUUUCAAAAUAGUCUAAUAAACAGAUGAGAAUCCAAAACAAACAAAAAAAUGCCUAAGUGAAAUACUCAUAGUAAAAAAAGGGGGGGGGUCCAAUAUGUUCUAGUAGCCUAAUAAGUUUUAAAAAGUAGAAAUAAGAAAUAACUGUUGCAAGUUUGCUUUAUGAGAGUGUUAACUUCUGUGUCAUGAUAAAGUCAUAUUUGAGCAGAAUGAACUUCCUAGGAUAAGCGUUAUUCCUGAGGUCCAGUGGUUACCCUGUAGUCCUAGGUAAUGUUUUUCUAAAAAACAACAAGGAAUGUACUAUUUUUUACAGAAACAAAAACAUACUCCAUUGUUUUUUAAAGCCGUAUAACAACAUUAAAAUAGAAUUGGUGAUACAAGUAAAAUGCUAACAUUUUCUCUGCCCUACUUUGAGAAGUUGUCAAGAAUUAAAUGGAUUUAUGUUAGCUUUGGUCUUCAGAAGUUUCUCUUCCUCAUUCAUUUCAGUAACGACAAAUUGGAUCCCCAAGCUUUGUAAAUUCCAUGCAAUUUAACAGCAAACAAAGUGAAAGUUGGGCAGGGGGGCUUAAACAUCACAGGACAACUGAUUGCCAUCAUCAUUGGAUAUGUGGAAUAUAAAGUGACUGAGAUUUGUAUUUUUAUAUAACAAAUUUCAAACAGCUACUUAGCGUCACAACAAUGCCGUUAACUUUGACAACGGUUUGUAGAUCUCUAAAAUCUGAAAACUGAUAGCAUCAUGAAACAUUUUGUUUGCUUACAUGCAGUCCUGUGGAAGUGAUACAGAUUCUGAAAUUGAGAUUGUCUGUUCGAUCAUCCCAUCCUUACCUAUUUUUUCUUGUCUCAUAGGCACUGGACAAAAUCCGCUAUGAGAGUCUGACAGAUCCCUCAAAGCUGGAAAGUGGCAAAGAGCUGAAGAUAGAUAUCAUUCCCAAUCCCCAUGAUCGCACCCUCACCUUGGUGGACACCGGUAUUGGCAUGACAAAGGCAGACCUUAUCAACAAUCUGGGCACCAUUGCGAAGUCUGGCACCAAAGCCUUCAUGGAAGCCUUGCAGGUGGGUGGCUGGUGGGUGAGAUUUUUGGAAAGGAUGGAGAGCAACAACUUUAGUUUGUUGACUUAAAUAAGUAGAGAGACAAGGGAUCUGGCAUAUAGAGGCAUGCUUGAAUUUCACAUUCAAAGAAACUGGGAUUCUUUAGCAGGAAAACCUGAAUCUCUUACUUAACAUCUAUAUUAGAAAUUAAAGUAAUUACAUGCAAAGUAGGCAAAUUGGUGCUUAUUUAACAACAUUCUACUGGAGAGGAACAGAGAACUGUACAGGGUAUCUAAUCCCCUUGAUAAGUGGAAAUUAUUGUCUCAUGAGCUCGUCUGAGAAUUUCAUCAGCCACUAUCCAUGCACUUUAUAUAUAGUCUGAUGGUAGGGAACCUGUGCUCCUCCUGAUGCCACCUGAUUUAAAUUCCUACCAUCCCAGGUCAUUGGCCAUGUUCUCUGGGGCUGAUGAGAGUUGGUUUCCAGUAAAUUAGGGCCACAGGUCCCUCUCCCUGAUUUUAAGAGGAAGAAGGCUGCUUUUAAUACAAUCAAAACCGAGGCUUUCAGGAUGUUGAAUCCUUUGCCUAUGAAUUUUCAUUUUUUUUCACAAAAUUCAGCACCUCGCUCAUAAGCUGCUUCACUGUUUUGUACCAUUCCUAUUUUUAAAAUAAACAAAAAAAUCUAAAUUCAUUAUAAAGCUGCAUCUAACCUGGGUGUUGCCUUAUUUCCUGCCAGCUCUUCAUGUCUAGAACAUAGCUUUCUGGUCAUUUAGAAACUCUGUGUAUGCAUAUGUAUAAGUUAGCUUUCCUUUCCAGGCAUCUAGUCUCUCUUCUUCCAUCUACAGGCUGGUGCAGACAUCUCCAUGAUUGGACAGUUCGGUGUGGGCUUUUACUCUGCUUACCUUGUGGCUGAGAAGGUUGUGGUUAUCACCAAGCACAACGAUGAUGAACAGUAUGCCUGGGAGUCAUCUGCAGGCGGCUCCUUCACUGUCAAAACUGACCAUGGUAUGUGAUGGCAGAUGCCCCCAAAAGCAAGUGAUCAAGGGGUUCUCAAAUGCUUUCUUGAAUUAGAAGUAGAAGGGGGAAUGUGGCAGUAUCAUACAUGACCCAAAAGUAGGAAUCAUAGUACAGUGGUACUUGGGUUACAAACACUUUGGGUUACAGACUCCACUAACCCAGAAGUAGUUCCUCGGGUUAAGAACUUUACCUCAGGAUGAGAACAGAAAUCGCGGAAAUUAGCUAAAGUGGUACAUCAGGUUAAGAACAGUUCCAGGUUAUGAACAGAUCUCUGGAACAAAUUAAGUACAUAACCAGAGGUACCACUAUAAUUCUUCCUCUUCUCUUCUUUUCUGCCCUCUGCUAGUGAGGUUGAGAAGUAACCAGCAAAAAAGACUUGUUACCCAGGAGACCUUUCAGUCAUUUCCAAAAGAGCACGGAGGUUGGGACAUGGUGCAGCAGCACAUUGUGUGCUGGUCCCAGAAUCCCUCUGCUAUGUUGCUGGGACUUCCUGCAUCAUUUACAGUUCAUUUGGGAUCUCUUUUUCUGAUUCUGUGAGGCAGAUUGAGCGUGAAGUGACAUUUUUUUCACUUUUAAAUAAUAUUUUAUUAAACAGAAUGUAUAAAUAGCAUCUCUUCUCCACCACAGAAUUCUCAAAAGCAUUCCAUAAGGGAAUAAAAAAGAAACCAUAAUUAUCUGUUGAUGCAAGAGAUACAAAAUAAAUGUAUUAUCUGCGUCACCUCAUGCUUUUCAUAUUUCUGAGGCAGCUAUAAAUAGGUGUCCUUGCAUAUUGUCAUUAGGUGCAUAGCUUGAGUUUGCAGGGGAAGAAAUGGCGACGCUAGUUGUCAAUCAAGAUGUCGACCCAGUGUGCGACAGCUGUAAAAAAGACAAAUUCCAUACUAGGAUCAUUAGGAAAUGAAUUGAAAAUAAAACUGCCAAUAUCACAAGUGUCGUUAUAAAAAUCUGGAAUGCAUCUGAAACACGGAGGGAAAAUUGCGGCAUUUAGGACUUUUUAGUUUAGAGAAAAGGCAAGUAAGAGGUGACAUAGAAGUUUGAAAAAUUAAGCAUGGCAUGGAGAAAGUGGAUAGAGAAAUGUUUUUCUCCCUCAUAACACUAGAACUCCUGGGCAUCUAAUGAAACUGAAUGUUGGAGGUUUGGGGACAGGAAGAAAGGCAUUCAUUCACGUAGCACAAAGAUAAACUUUGGAAUUUGCUCCCACCAAAGCAGUGAUAGCCACCAACUUGGAUGGCUUUAAAAGAGGAUUAGGGAAGUUUGUGGAGGAUAAGGCUCUCAAUGGCUGAGGGAGAGCACUCCUGUUUGUGAAUUUGACACAGGCAUCUGGUUAGCCACUCUAUGAACAGGAUGCUGGACUAGAUAGGCCAUUGGCCUGAUCCAGCAGGCUCUUACCUUCUUUCUAGUAGCCUCAUAAAAGGAACGCAGGUGGCGCUGUGGGUUAAACCACAGAGCCUAGGACUUGCCGAUCAGAAGGUCAGCGGUUUGAAUCCCCGUGACGGGGUGAGCUCCCGUUGCUCAGUCCCUACUCCUGCCAACCUAGCAGUUGGAAAGCACGUCAAAGUGCAAGUAGAUAAAUAGGUACCGCUCCGGCGGGAAGGUAAACGGUAUUUCCAUGCGCUGCUCUGGUUCGCCAGAAGCGGCUUAGUCGUGCUGGCCACAAUACCCGGAAGCUGUACGCCGGCUCCCUUGGCCAAUAAAGCGAAAUGAGCGCCACAAUCCCAGAGUCUGUCACGACUGGACCUAAUGGUCAGGGGCUACCUUUAGUAGCCUCGUAGGUUUCCUCUGAACAAUCUUAGGCUGCAUAUGUACACUUAAGAAAGAGUUCUUACCAAUUAUAAGACCUACGACUUGCUCUUAGAAGACAAAAACUAAGUUUUUUAUAUCAGCCUCUCCAAAACAAGGACUACCUCCCCCAGUAAUGGCCAGUCUUCCACCUGCUGGAGAUGUUGGCUCUGACCAGGAACACUUUCUAAGGAACCGCAGAUCUGACGUGGCCUUCUAGAGUCUCCCACCAGCCUUCGCCAACCUAGUGCUCCCCAGAUGUUUUGGACUGCAGCUCUGCAACCCAGGCUUAGUUCCUCUUGUUCUUUGUUUUAGGUGAACCCAUUGGCCGUGGUACCAAAGUGAUCUUGCACCUGAAGGAAGAUCAGACUGAAUACCUGGAGGAACGUCGCAUCAAGGAAGUGGUGAAGAAGCACUCUCAGUUCAUCGGCUACCCUAUCACCCUCUAUGUAGGUAUACAAGAGGAGCUGCUCCAGGGGGUCAAGGGAGUUUCAUUUCCACAGCCACCUUUAGGUGUGUGGUGGAAACUGUUCCACAUUGUGCUGCUGUUGGAGUGCUAAAGUCUCUCCAUGAAGGAGAGCCCAGGCAUGGUAUGUGAAGGAGGGAGAGCUGGACUAUUCAUAUACUGCCUGUACUUGCAGAGCAAUCCUGCAGCUUUUGAAACAGAUUUUAUAGGAGCAUUGUACUGGCUUGUGGCUUAGGCUGCUGUUGAUGUUAUUUAUUGAAUUUCGUUUCAGACUGGGACCCACCUUCAACACAAAAAUGGAUUUGGGAAUCCGUUUCUUAAUUUUUGUUAUAUAUUUCUAUUGCAGUUAACUGCUGCUGUUAAUGAGCCUUAAAUCAGACCAUGACCCAAUAUUGGGUCCUGACACACCAGUAGCUGGGUGAAGUCUUGCAUGCUUUAAAGUGUUUAGGGUGCUAAAGUGAAGUGGCUCUUGCAAUUUCAAGUGCGGCUUCACUUGGGAAGCUUUCUCUUGUGUAAAGCAGCUCCAUCCUGUGGUGGGCUUUUUAAAAAGUUCUGCCACAUCUUGGGUUGUGGCCUGAGAAAGCAGUGGCCACACUUUAGAUGGUAGUGGUGUUUUGAAACUGCUCCCUUGACUAGCAUGAGAAGCAGAAUGGCUAAACUCUCUACCUGGUGGAAGUAUAGGUGUGAAGUUGGCAAGACAAAGGGUGCCUCUCUGUGUCUGCAUGCUUCAUACACGGUACAUUAAUCCCCCAUUCUCUGAAUAUGGCCCACGCCUAGGUUUGACCCUUCUAACUUUAUCCCUCUUGAUAAACCUGCAGUACAGUAACAAGGUUCUCUUCUUGCAGCUGGAGAAGGAGCGUGAGAAGGAAAUCAGCGACGAUGAAGCGGAGGAGGAAAAAGUGGAGAAGGAGGAUGAAGAGGCAGCCCCCAAGGAUGAGGAGGAGAAGCCCAAGAUUGAAGAUGUGGGCUCAGAUGAGGAGGAGGAAGGUGGCAAGAGCAAGAAGAAGACCAAGAAGAUCAAGGAAAAGUACAUCGACCAGGAGGAACUGAACAAGACCAAACCCAUCUGGACCCGAAACCCUGAUGACAUCACUCAGGAGGAGUAUGGCGAGUUCUACAAGAGCUUGACUAAUGAUUGGGAAGACCAUCUGGCUGUUAAGGUGAGAGUGGUAGAUAUCUCUGCUGAUAUCUACUGUACUUGGUUCUCUGUAUUGAGCAAAGGCCCAGAGAAAUUAGCAGACAAGAUGGCAAUACAGGGCAGCAGCGUCUGCUGACUAAGAAACUGAGCCCUUAAAUAGGGUUGUCAUACAUCUGGAAUUUCCUGGACAUACCCAGAAUACUGUGGUUGGCAGCAGUGCCCAGGCAGAAAUUAGCAAAAUGUCUGGAAAAAUCCAGAUGUAUGGCAGCCCAUGCUGGCAGUGUGGUUUUUCCAUUUAAAAAAGCUCAACAACUUUGCCACUGCCAAGCAACCUUUUAUGUCCAGAUUUUUGAAAUAUGGCAACCCUAACUGAAGAAUGUAUGCAUUAUUAUGUGAAGGGGAUAGAAGAGACCGCUUCAUGGAGGAAGAAGCUUGCAGUUCUCCACUGCAAUAUAUUUUCUAAGUGUCGCUAGGUUUCAUUAGAGUUGCCUGCACCCAUUCAUAGCUGUGGGUAGAAGUAUAGCAAUAUGUUUUAAAGUAUUAACUGAGGUAUCAUUGAAAAGUUUAAAAAACAAACAAACACACCCCCUCAGGCUAGAGGAGUGAAGGAUCUCUUGAAUGAAAUAAUUGGAACUAGGUGUAUGGCUGCCAGAUUCCAUGCUGGGGCAAAUUUUUGUCCAUUUCCAGCUGCGUUCUGGGUUGCAAAUGAACAGGUGCAGCUUCUCUUGUCCAUAUAGCACUAAUGGAAUAAGUGGCACCUCUACUGGGGUGCAAGAAAUUCUAGCACGGUGAAGCUUCUUCUGAAGCUUCCUCUUGCCUAGCAAGUUUUGCCAGGAAUAUCUAACAAGUCCAGUCCACACAGAUGUCUUCCUAUGGUACUUUUGCUGCCAGUGUGUGUUUUCCCCAAAGGGCUGCUCACUAGCUCAUCUGAUGUUCCCAAACUUCACAGCACUUCUCUGUGGAGGGGCAGUUGGAAUUCCGGGCGCUUCUCUUCAUCCCACGCCGGGCCCCGUUUGACCUCUUUGAGAACAAGAAGAAAAAGAACAACAUCAAGCUCUAUGUGAGGCGCGUCUUCAUUAUGGACAGCUGUGAUGAACUCAUCCCAGAGUACCUGAGUAAGCUCCCUCUCUCUGUUCCUGCCUUACCUCACUUAGAAUAUUGGGCUGUUUUUAUCGCCCUUGUUUGACCCAUCUCUGCAAUGCCAGUAUUGAAGUAUCAUUUCAUUCUGGUUUUUCAAACUCCCAGAACAAGGUGGCAUCGCUAGAUGCUUAUGGACUACAAUUCCCAUCAUCCUUAAUCAUUGGUCAUGCUAGAUGGAGCUGAUGGGAAUUGGAGUGACACAUGUUCCCCAUCACUGAUCUCUAGCAAAGCUGUAUCUCCCACCCCAGCCAGCCUGGCUUAGUGUACUCAUUUAUCUUCCUCUGCUAUUUGUAGAACUGUGGCGGGGCAGGCGGGAAUUAGUGCAAGGGGUCAUGACAUAGGUUAGUUCCCUCUGUGCAAGUUCUCUUUGCGCUGUUCCUCCCAAACACCCGAGGCUUGCAUUUCCAAUUGGGCACUGUUUUGCUUAUAAAAUGCUUUCGCAGGUUGGUUCAUCCUCUCCUUAAAAAAUGAUAGUAAUACUGCACAACAUUGGUCCAAGGAAGAGAAUCAAACCAUACAGCAAUUCUAUGGAAAACCAAACCAUAUGAAAAUUCUCAGGGUGGAGACUCUGGAAAUGAGCAAAGCCCUUCUGCUGAGUUCUGCAAAGGGCACUUUUGAGGAAGGCUGAAUUGCCAUGGAUGUACACACUUUCUUGUCCCUUCUCCCUGGAUCACUUAUGUAGAACAAAGAAAUGGUACUCUCUUACUCAGAUUACCUAUCAGUUGUCAUGGCUCGUUUAGUCUCUGAUUUUAUUUCUUCCUUUCUUUUGUUAAAUCAGACUUUAUCCGGGGUGUAGUGGACUCCGAGGAUCUGCCCCUGAACAUCUCCCGUGAGAUGCUGCAACAAAGCAAGAUUCUCAAAGUGAUUCGCAAGAACAUCGUCAAGAAAUGCCUGGAGCUUUUUGCAGAGCUGGCGGAGGACAAAGAAAACUACAAGAAGUUCUACGAAGCCUUCUCCAAAAAUCUCAAGGUGAGAGCUGACCAGCCCACUGUCUCAGGCUGGAUUGAGCACAGUAAUUUGGGCAGUAAAACAAUCUGCUGCAGUAGAAUUUCUUGCUCCUGACUUCUACUACCUUGUUUUGUUUUUAAUUAUGGGAAGUGUUCUUUUAAAAAACAGUUCUAGUCCUCAUGAUUGUGAAAAGGCUGGGAAAUCUUCAGGCCAUAAGCUCAGAAAAGUGGAGAGUGAAGCUAAGCAGUAAUUUUAGAUUAUCAGAAAGCUUAACUCUAGCCUGAACACCUGUUGCCCUGCAUGUCCAUUUAUUAGCCUGGCCAGUUGGGUACCUAUUUAUUUAGAGUCCAGUUCUUCUCUCCCCAACCACCCUGGGUUGGGCUGCCCAUCUGUCAAUAGUGACAUUUUUUUGCCCACACUAUUUGGAAUCUAUAAAUACAAAUAAAUGCAUCUAAAACAUCUUUUGCCCUUAGCUGGGGAUCCAUGAGGACUCUACCAACAGGAAACGCCUGUCAGAACUGUUGCGGUACCAUACUUCCCACUCUGGCGACGAGAUGAAUUCCCUCUCCGAAUAUGUGUCCCGUAUGAAGGAAAACCAGAAAAGCAUCUAUUACAUCACAGGUAAAUAAUACCUGCUGUCAGGACAAAGCUGAUCAAACCUUUGUCUCCUCACAGUGGAAUGAUGAUUCCUUUGAGCAGGAAUCUUUGGUUAUAGUGGAACCUGGGAAUUUUAUUUCCACUGAACUCGCCUUGCCUGCUCUGGCAUCAAUUUCUGAGUUAUUUGUGCCUUUGGUCAAUUCUCCUUAAUAGAUUACCUUCCUUGGAUCUUCUGGGGGUGGUGGCUCUUUUCUUUAAUUGAAGAGAGAUUGAAAACCCAACUCUAAUCUUCAUGAUUCCAGAGACAUGAGCUAAAAACCUCCAAAUUUUAAUUAAACGUUGUGAAACCAGUAAGAGUUAAUUCAGAAGGACUUCCAAAUAUCUGUCAAUUCUUUUACACAUCUUUGCCCUUUAGAGUUCCAGUCUAAUUUCUCAGUGCAUGAUAAAAAAUGGGAAAACACACCUUUCAAGGUCCUAAAUUGCACGAUCCACAUAAUGUGUGCUGAUUAAAUUACGCAAAAGGGAGGCACAUUUAUAAUAGGAACUGAAGCUUAGAUUCAGCAGAUGUAGACAGAAAUACAUCUUGAUUUGCUCUGUACUAGAAUAUUGGUCUCUAUUAGAAGAUAACCUUGGUGCCCUCUGUUUUGAGUGUUGGGUGCAAAAAUCUCCUGUUUUGAUACCUUCCUAGUCUUGCCAGGUUUGGGGGCCCCAUCCACAAGGCUUAGCAAAAUGCAUGACCAGCUGAAACAUGCUUGUUAUGAGAGCAUCAUUACUCUCUUUAAAAAUGGAGCUUUGUUGGAGCCCAUGAUGUGCAGCCUGAUGUUAGCUCCUCUAAUCUCUUGUGCUGCAGGUGAGAGCAAGGAGCAGGUGGCUAACUCUGCCUUUGUGGAGCGAGUGAGGAAACGUGGUUUUGAGGUGGUGUACAUGACAGAGCCCAUUGAUGAGUAUAGCGUCCAGCAGCUGAAGGAAUUUGAUGGCAAGACCUUGGUGUCCGUCACCAAAGAAGGGCUGGAGCUGCCAGAGGAUGAGGACGAGAAGAAGAAGAUGGAGGAGAGCAAAGCCAAGUUUGAGAACCUUUGCAAACUCAUGAAGGAAAUCCUGGAGAAGAAAGUUGAAAAGGUGAGUGUGCUUUGUCCCUUUAUCUGCCUGACCGCACACAUGUGCCAAGAAGGCAGAGGGCCUUCUUGGUAGUGGUGCCCUCCCUUCAGAUGUCAAGGAGAUAAAGAAUUACACAACUUUUAGAAGACAUCUGAAGGCAGCCCUGUAUCAGGGGGUUUUUAAAGCUUGUUUUUAUUAUAUUUUUAGAUAUGCUGUAAGCCACCCAGAGUGGCUGGGGAAACGUAGCCAGAUGGGUUAAGAAUAAUAAGCAUUUUUUGAUGAAGGCUCAUGAUUUGGCAUCUGGUGUCUUAUCUAGGUGACGGUCUCAAACAGGCUGGUCUCCUCGCCCUGCUGUAUUGUCACCAGCACCUAUGGCUGGACUGCCAACAUGGAACGUAUCAUGAAGGCCCAGGCCUUGCGAGACAACUCCACCAUGGGCUACAUGAUGGCCAAGAAGCACCUGGAGAUCAAUCCUGACCACCCCAUUGUAGAGACACUGCGUCAGAAGGCGGAGGCAGACAAGAACGACAAGGCCGUCAAGGACCUUGUGGUGCUGCUCUUUGAGACAGCACUGCUUUCCUCUGGCUUCUCCUUGGAGGAUCCACAGACUCACUCCAACCGUAUCUAUAGGAUGAUCAAGCUGGGGCUCGGUGAGUUGCUGGGAGAUGGGGAGCAGCAAAGCCUAUUUCUUCUGCUAUUGAGGAAAUGGAAUAUGGCAAGUUAAGAGAGGUUUAUAGCCUUUUUGUGACCCUGAUGCAUUCAAUCCAGGGCUUGUCAAACAACUUGGGUUUUUUGGCCUCAGGAAGGUCCAAUUUACUUGGUUACUCUACCCACAAAUGCACACUCAUUCUUCUCUAGCCUCAGGGGAAACUUUGUUGUGGCAGUGGUGGUGGGAACAUGAGUGUGGGUUAGUCACAUAGAAUUGUGACGUUGUGAAAAGGGCAGGAGAGGUAUAGCAGUGGGGGGAGUGUUUUUAUAAGUGAGGCCUGGUGAGCAGAAGGAUGUGAAAUUGCCUGUAGCUGGUGUGGAAAGCAGACUUGGAACCUAAAUGUCAAUUAAUUUUGGGAGUACCAAGAAAGGAUUCCAGCCUGUAACACAAGGUGGUGGAUGUGAAGGUAUGAGAGCCCAAGCUAAGAUUGGACCUUUUCCAUGACUUUGCUACUGAUGGAAGUGUCUAUUCUCUCAGUACCUCCCCCCAGCAUCUACAACAUGGAGAUAACUUUGCCGCACCUUUCCAGGCUGUUGUAAGCAUUACUGAGAUUGUGAUGGAUAUUGGCAAAUGUUCUUUAGUCUGCCAAAUUUUUCUAAAAAUUGUAGAUAUAUACCUAAGGAGCUUCCAUGAAGGGCAUUCUAUAGUAUUGCAGUAUAAGGCUGACAAGUCUUUGCUUUGUUACUGCUACAUGUGUGGCCUUAUUAAAGCCCUGUUAGGGCACUGAAUCUCCUUGUAUGUAAACAAACCUGCAGGGAGAAGCAGCAGGUCAUGGCUCUGAGCCCUCCACACACUUGAGGACAAAGGCCUAAAGUGAGGAUCCUUCUCUCUUCAUGGAGGCUCCUCACUUCAGGCCCUCAUGCUUUUGGAGAGCUCCAAACUGAGUACAACCGAUGUGCCACAGGGGGCAUGAUGAUUGCUUGCAAAUGAGAAAGGAAUACAAGUCUGGCUCUUAAAGAGACCCUUUCUAGCCUUGAACGGCCUAAAAAUGAUUUUCUAUUGCACACUUACUAUUUCAGGGAUUGAUGAAGAUGAGGUUGCUGCUGAAGAGCCUAGUGCUGCUGUCUCUGAAGAUAUUCCCCCUCUGGAAGGAGACGAGGAUGCCUCACGCAUGGAGGAGGUGGAUUAAAGAGAGGGCGCUGACCUCCCCCUCUGUCUUGCCCCCAUCCAUUCCCUGCACCAUCGCCUUGCUCAGGAAGACUGGCUCCGGCAGUGCUCUGGCAUGCCUUCGUAAGCAGUCUCUCACUACCUUCCUGUAUAAUUGGUAGCCAGUGUGACAAGGGGUCUCCACACCUAUCUGAUCUGUCUUUCUGCUUGUUUAGAAAAAAUGCUGCUUUAGGGGAAAGGGACUGGCCCACUGGUUUUAGGUUUUCCCUCCCCCAUGCGGGUUUUAUCCUUUUUCUGCUGGGCCACCAAGCAUCCAUCCUACCAUAGCUGAGGUGAACACAGUGAAUGUCCUCCCCACUAAUAGAGCAGUGAGUUGACUCCUUGCCUCCCUCCCUCACUGCUGCCCUUUGUCCUCAGAGAGCAGGGACUUGUACUCUUGUUGGCUGUUUGUAUUUGGUUUUGUUUUACUGGAAUUAAAAUAACAAAGAAUGUGGUUUACAAUGAA